AAAUAUUAAGAGUUUCUGGAAUGCUAUCCAAUCAAGGUUUUGGGGACUUUGACAGACUGCGGCAUAGAAGCCCUAGUCCUAUGGCUUCUUCAAACCUCAUGUCAAGUGUCACUGGAAUGGGAUUGGGUGGAUGGAAUAGUCUUCAGCCGGAGAGAUUACGUGGAACUCCUGGAAUGACCAUGGACUGGCAAGUUGCACCUGCAAGUCCUAGUUCUUACACAGUUAAGAGGAUUUUGCGCUUGGAAAUUCCAGUUGAUACAUACCCCAAUUUCAAUUUUGUCGGAAGGCUUUUGGGACCCCGUGGCAAUUCUCUAAAACGGGUAGAAGCUUCAACAGGUUGUCGGGUGUUUAUUAGAGGAAAGGGUUCCAUAAAAGAUCCUGACAAGGAAGAAAAAUUAAGAGGAAGACCGGGCUAUGAGCAUCUCAAUGAACCACUCCACAUUUUGAUUGAAGCUGAUUUACCUGCUAAUAUUGUUGACAUAAGGCUCCACCAGGCUCAAGAAAUUAUAGAAGAAUUGCUCAAACCUGUGGAUGAGUCAGAGGACUAUAUUAAGAGGCAGCAAUUGCGUGAAUUGGCAAUGCUGAACUCAAAUUUCAGGGAAGAGAGUCCUGGACCAAGUGGAAGUGUAUCUCCAUUCAAUUCUAGUGGAAUGAAACGAGCUAAAACUGGUCAAUGAAAGAAAGGUUUCCUUAUAGAUGGGUGUAAUCGUUUUACAGCACAUCUCAAUCAAAGCAAAGAAUUGAGAAUAGGCGUGUUCAAAUGAGUCUUUUUGUUGUACACUUCAUACAUUUAUUAUUGGAUUUAUUCUUGCGUCCGUAACUUGUGAGAAGCAUGAAAUAUAGAUUUGAUGGGUGAUGUUUUAGGUCUAAGUGGAUCAAGUUUUGUGGGCAUGUGACAUGUCAAGUUCAUUGGUAUUCAAAGAUUUACUGGUUAGCGUAGGCUGAAUUCUUUUUAGUUGUCUGUCUCAAGCAUUUGUAUUCUAUUCAGUGCGGUACAGUUGAACGAUACCAUGUAUCGUUGAUGGAAAACUGUUAUAUGUUUAUAUAAAAUAUAGUACAUAAUAUAUUUCUUGAGCGAAU
Messenger RNA from Cajanus cajan (pigeon pea), 1080 nucleotides. Lineage: Eukaryota; Viridiplantae; Streptophyta; Magnoliopsida; Fabales; Fabaceae. The record is from RefSeq and is a predicted model, not a curated record.